Messenger RNA from Patella vulgata (common limpet), 2948 nucleotides. Its product is annotated as hemocytin. The record is from RefSeq and is a predicted model, not a curated record. The transcript is spliced from 20 exons. Gene Ontology annotation, molecular function: protein binding. Bases 78 to 2948 code for a protein of 956 amino acids. Lineage: Eukaryota; Metazoa; Mollusca; Gastropoda; Patellidae.
GUGGAACGACUGUAUCACCAACAACCAAUAACAUUGUUACACCACCAUCUUAUCCACCACCAGUUUGUGGAGGAAAUAUGAUGCAUGUGACUACCAUAUACACUCCCGACAAUCAGUUUUUAUCAUCUUCAAGUCUGUCAUCAUAUUCUGGACCUGAACGAUCCCGCAUUGGUACCAAUCCAACGAGCGUCUACACAGGAGCCUGGGUGGCUAAGGUUAAUGACAAAGACCAAUGGAUUGAAGUGAGGUUUAAUGAACCUCAUGUAGUUACAAAUAUUCGAACUCAGGGACGAGAAGGAUUUAAUCAGUGGAUUAAGGCCUAUAAGAUUGAGUAUUCAACAGAUGGCACCCAAUUUAAAUAUUAUGAAGAACAGCCAGGAGUUCAGAAAAUUUUCAGUGCCAACUUUGAUGAUAAGAGUUUAGUAACACAACAACUUAUUCCCACAACAGCCAAAUAUAUCCGAUUACGACCUGUAUCAUGGAAUGGUGCCAUUGCUCUACGGUUUGGUGUCAUUGGGUGUGAAGCUCCUCAUGUAAGGCCUUGUAUCAAAGGCUGGUCUCACUAUGUAAAUACCCACACACCAACAUCAGCACUGUCCCAAAUGGAAGGUGGAGAACAUGAGAAAAUGACACCAGAAGAAUUAAAUAAAUUCUGUUUUGGUGGUAAAGUGACCAAGAUAGAAUGUACAACGAUUGAUAACGUAUCGUUUGAAAGUAAAGGAGAUAUACUUACAUGUACAUUAGAUGGAGGUUUAGAAUGUGAGAAUGCUGAUAAUUUCCCAGCACCAUGUUCUGAUUAUAGAGUUCGAUAUUUCUGUGAAUGUCAAGCUAUUCCUCCAACAGUAAGUUCAAGUGUAAUACCUACACCUGUUUCAUUGGUAACACCAUCAACACCAACAGUUAAUUGUAGCGAAGAGAUGGGUAUGCAGAAUCAUAUGAUAUUGGACAACAUGAUUACAGCUUCAUCUUUCUAUGAUAGUCUACAUGUACCAUAUGCAGCCCGACUAGGUUCUACCACAGGCUGGUUAGCAGCAGAUGAUAAUAGAAAACAAUUCUUGCAGGUUGAUUUUGGAGAACCCAAAAUAAUCAGCGCUAUAACAACGCAAGGUCGUCCACACAUUCCUAAUUAUGUGACUUCCUACAUGGUGACUUUCUCAAGUGAUGGCAGCAGAUGGACAACGUAUUCAGAUCAACCUGGUCACCAAAAGGUUUUCAGUGCCAACUUUGAUAGUGAGACGCCAGUAUCUAACACAUUUGUUCGUCCAAUUAGAGCUCAAUAUAUUCGUAUACUGCCUCAAACAUGGCAUGGUAAAAUUGCUCUCAGAAUGGAAAUACAUGGCUGUUUCGGGGCUUCUACUACACUUAAACCAAAUACGGGACCUAUAGUUAUCCCAGAAGUUACUCCUAGUCAAGUAACUAAUUUAACACCAGAUAAUUGUAUACUUUGGGAUAAGUGGGUGGACUCCCAUGCUGUUACCCCUGCAUCUUCCGGAGAUAGAGAACCAAUUGAAACACUGAAGUUGAGGAGCUUAUAUUGUCAACAUCCAAUUAAAAUUGAAUGCAGAACUGCCACCCCAGACCAUACUCCUUUCUAUCACACUGAUCAGAAUGUGGAAUGCAAUUUAUGGAAUGGGUUGGUUUGUAGCAAUUGGAAAGUAUCUGGUUCUAACAAACUAUGCUAUAAUUAUGAAGCCAGACUUGGAUGUCUUAAGAACUCUCCAGAAUGUGUGCCAACCAUUGUGACCAAAAUUCCAUUAUGUUAUGCUGGCAUGGAUUUUAGUAAUUGUCCAAGUCAAGGAUGUAAGAAAGGAUAUUAUUGUGAUGGUAGUCGAUGUGUUACUAAGAGUCGAUGUCCUUGUCUUAUCCAAGGAAAUAUCAUUCCUCCUGGUGAUCUUGCCCAGAAUUCAAAUUGUGAUACCUGUCAGUGUAUGAAUGGAGAAGUCAGAUGUCUUUCAAAGACAUGUCCUGAUUGUGGAACGGCUGGAUCUUCCAGAUUAAAUCUGUCUACUUGUCACUGUGACUGUAUACAUUGUCGUCCAGACGAGUUUCAGUGUUCAAAUGGAGAGUGUAUCACUGGUUCUUCUCGGUGUGAUGGUAUAGUUGAUUGUUACAAUGAUGAACUAGAUUGUGCAAAUUUUACCAGGCCUGUAAUAACAACUACACAAGUUGGACCUCGUUGCGUAACUGGAUGGUCCAAAUAUGUGAAUGACCACAAACCAACAUCUGAAAUGUUCCAAAGUGAAGGUGGAGAACAUGAGAAAAUGACACCAGAAGAAUUAAAGAAGUUCUGUUCUGGUGGUAAAGUAACCAAGAUAGAAUGUACAACUAUUAAUAAUGUAUCAUCUAUAAGUAACGCAGAACAACUGACAUGUAAAUUAGAUUCAGGUUUACAAUGUGAGAAUGCUGAUAAUUUCCCAGCACCAUGUUCUGAUUAUAGAGUUCGAUAUUUCUGUCAUUGUGAAGAUCAGCCAAUUACAACCCCUAAAGAACCUGUUACCAGCAUGGUUACAGAACCACCAACAACACAAGUUGGAGCCCAUUGUGAAACUGGAUGGUCCAAAUAUGUGAAUGACCACAAACCAACAUCUGAAAUGUUCCAAAGUGAAGGUGGAGAACAUGAGAAAAUGACACCAGAAGAAUUAAAGAAGUUCUGUUCUGGUGGUAAAGUGACCAAGAUAGAAUGUACAACUAUUAAUAAUGUAUCAUCUAUAAGUAACGCAGAACAACUGACAUGUAAAUUAGAUUCUGGUUUACAAUGUGAGAAUGCUGAUAAUUUCCCAGCACCAUGUUCUGAUUAUAGAGUUCGAUAUUUCUGUCAUUGUGAAGAUCAGCCAAUUACAACCACUAAGAAACAAGAAACUGUUACCAGCAUGUCGUUUACAGAACCACCAACAACACAAGGUAUCUAUAAGUCAUUAUACACAUCUAAAAUUUCAUUUGUUUCUUAA